Ostrinia furnacalis (Asian corn borer) is the source of this 2210-nucleotide messenger RNA. RefSeq lists its product as uncharacterized. The transcript is spliced from 15 exons. The record is from RefSeq and is a predicted model, not a curated record. NCBI's taxonomy places the organism in Eukaryota, Metazoa, Arthropoda, Insecta, Lepidoptera, Crambidae. Bases 81 to 2159 code for a protein of 692 amino acids.
UCCAUACAAAAGUCGUGAAUUUCGGCGCCGGCGCACACUCUACGCCGGUCGCUCGGUACGCGGUAAACUGUUGUGAUAAAAUGAUAACGAAAGUGAUUUUCGUUUGUGUCUGUGUUGUGGGUGCUUUGGGAAAAGUCACACCGGACUACUUCCCUCAAUGCAAAAGAAGCGACCCACAGAUCGAGAAAUGCGUCCUGGACGCGAUAGAAGCCAUCAAGCCUCGCCUGAAGACUGGGAUCCCAGAGGUGAACGUCCCAGCCCUGGACCCCUUCACAGUGCCCACUCUUAGGCUGGACAAGACAGCCCCCAAUCUUAGAUUGAAGGCCACGGUGAAACACGCUAAGGCUUUCGGAGGAACUAACUUUGUCAUCGAAAAGCUAAGGUUGAACCUGAACAACAAGUACGCAGCAGAAAUCAAGAUUGUGCUGCCUAAGUUGGCAGUGAUUGCUGACUACGACGUGCGAGGGUCCCGCCUGCUGACACUUGACAUCAGCGGGAAAGGAAAACUGAGAGGAAACUUCACUGGCAUUACCGUCGUGGCCAAGGGGAUCGGUAAGCCGGUCGAGAAAGACGGAGUAGAGUACCUUCAGGCAGAGAAGGUGGUCACCAGGGUGAAGAUCAACCAUGGUCAGGUGGCAUUCGAUGACACGGAACGGCCUGUCGCUGCCGCCUCAGCAGCCACCUUCUUCAACGCGAGUCCAGGAGUAGUGCUGGACAUCCUCAACCCUCUAAUCGAGGAGACCAGCGCGGCGGUCAUCAAGGCGUUUGUCAACAAGAUACUUGGAGCUAUACCUAUUAAUGAAGUAUUGGUUGACUGGAAACCAACACCAUGCCACUACAGUGAUCCGAAUGUAGCCGAGUGCAUCCAACGCAUGGCGGAGCAAGCGCGCCAUCUGCUGGCGCAAGGGGUUCCAAGCCUGAACAUCCAGGCUCUGGAACCGCUGAAGGUCCCCAGCAUCAGGCUACGGCAGCACAACAUGCCGAAGAACAAGUUCAAAUAUGACGCGUGGCUGUCCGAUAUCAUGCUGAGGGGACUGACGAAUUACACCUUCAAUAAUUUGGACGUAUACCCCGAAGACCUCAGAGUAACCGCAAACAUAAGUCUUCCGAGAUUGGAGAUGACAGGCGACUACGUGGUGCUGGGCGAAUUCCAGAUGCUUCCAGUGGAGUCCACUGGAAAACUCUCAGCCAAUUUCACUGCUUUAGAAGCUUUGGGUGCUCGGGUCCACAAGCGGAUGGUCAUCAGGGAUGCUACGGUACACCUGCGCUGCUUGGGCGAUCUGAAGGCCAGCCUUGAUGAUGCGCAUUCUACGACAGACAAAAUGGAGAUGAUAACAGACCACAUAGCUGCUAUGCACUCAGAGGAUAUCAUCAAGGAGAUCCAGCCAGCCGUGGAGACCUCUCUGGCGAUGGUGCUGGAAGACGUGGCCAACAAGUUCCUCAAGCACAUACCCUCGGAAAUGUCCAAUGUGGAAGAAAGUGUCGGAGGGUUCAUAUGCCCGCGGGAGGAGAAAGCCUUGGGGCGCUGCCUACGCGAUGCCCUGAAUACCUACAUUCCAAGAUUGUCUACAGGGGUGCCAGAGUACGGUGUGCCGCCGUGCGAGCCGCUCAUGGUGCCAGCGUUGUCGGUGCAGCAGUCCGCCGGGCCUAUCUCCGUCACGUCCUCGUACAGUGACGUCACCGUGCGGGGCCCUUCGAAGAUGAGGGUCAAGGAUGUCCAGGUAGACUCAAAGAAGCAUAGAGUGGUGGCUAAGAUAUUCAUCCCAGAAUUGAGGAUGAAGGGAAACUACAAGCUUUCAGGGAAACUCCUGAUGCUGCCUAUUGAGGGCGAGGGAAAAUUCUCCGCCAAAUACGGUGACAUCGACGCUCUAGUGACGAUAGUGUUGGGUCGCAAGCACCAGCCCAACCACUUCGACACUCUCACUUGCGAGGACUUGGACGUCAAGUUCCACAUGGGAUAUGCGUCUAUGGAGCUGGAAAAUUUGUUCGGAGGGGACAAUGAAUUAGGCAACUCAAUGAACAAAUUCCUGAACGAGAACUGGCAGAAACUGGCUGGGGAACUGCAGGCGCCAAUGGAGGAGGCUCUUCACGACUUCCUGAGGCCCCUGGCUGAUCAUGCCUUCGCCACCCUCAACGCUGAUGAUAUACUGUCCUCGUGAAAGUAGGAGAUAUAAGUUAUUUAUUUAUUUAAUAAAUUAUUUAAGUUUUUA